UUCCGGGGCAGGGCUGAGGACGGGCUCGUCAUCCUAGGAGACCUGUGUGAUCCUGGGACCUUCCAGCACGGGCUGCCCCUGCCAGUGCCCGGAGAAUGAGCAACGCCAAACGGAAAGAGGAGCAGGCCGUGUCCAAUGGGGGGGUGAAGGUGUCUCCCUGGAGCAAAGCCCUGCGAGGAGACGCCUCCUGGGAGGACAAGGAUGAAUUCCUCGAUGUCAUCUACUGGAUGCGGCAGAUCCUGGCCAUUAUAUUAGGGGUGAUAUGGGGUAUUGUUCCCCUAAAGGGAUUUGUGGGAAUAGCUAUUUUUUGCUUAUUGAAUGCCGGGAUACUGUACCUAUAUUUUAGCAGCUUCCAACACGUAGAUGAGGAAGAGUAUGGAGGGACCUGGGAGCUAACAAAGGAGGGAUUUAUGACGUCGUUUGCGCUAUUUUUGGUUGUUUGGGUAAUUUUUUACACAGCUAUUCAUUAUGAUUGACAAUAAUUUUCUAACAUCCCUUUUGCCAAAUUCCACCAUUUUGUCAACUUGAAAAGAUUCUUCAUCUUAUUUUUAAUACAAAACCGUAAAAAACACCUACAGUGAACGCUGAUGAUGAAGGGGACAGGCAAAUAUUUUUUUCUUAUUUUUUAAUACCAUUGAGUUGUGCAGUAGACCUGGGAGGAUCGGCUUGCAGGUGAGGACUAUCGCCAAAUGUACGUGAAGUUGUUUUCCUGCAUCCUCCGGCUCUAAUUCCAGGGCCUCGAUGGCGCACACAAUUUUUAAUCAUCUCAAAGGAAAAGAGUACAUUUUCUACUGUGGCAUCACAAGCAUGUCCAUGGUUUUCUUACGACGGCAGCCUGGGAUGUGAAACGGACGGUCUUGGCAAUAAGUGUGAAUGCUCAAGCAUCUAGAUGGGAACUUUAUUGGAGUUUUUAAUUAUGGGUUGACCAGGCUUUCAGUUAUAAAAGCAUCCGCAGUUCCGCACAUCUUUUGUAUUAUCCACCAGCUGAAAGAAUGUCUGACUUCCGUGUAACUGAAUAGCCUGCCCAAGUUUUUUUUUUUUACUGUUUUAUGACGUUUUCAUAUUCUACUGCCCCUUUUGGAUCACAGUUCUGCUAUUCCAGAAACAUUGGAAGGAUUGGCAAUGUGGAUUAGGUUUUGCUGUCCUGUAAGGCUACACAGUAUUGAAACGAGACUUUAUUUAACCUGGUAUGAAUGUGUUUUACAAUUAAAGAUCUGAUUUGUU
This is a messenger RNA of Nanorana parkeri, 1224 nucleotides long. It is a transcript of the gene RAB5IF, whose product is annotated as chromosome unknown C20orf24 homolog. The coding region runs from base 96 to 476 and encodes 126 amino acids. The transcript is spliced from 4 exons. Gene Ontology annotation, biological process: mitochondrial respirasome assembly. Lineage: Eukaryota; Metazoa; Chordata; Amphibia; Anura; Dicroglossidae. The record is from RefSeq and is a predicted model, not a curated record.